AUGGAUGAUCAAAAUUAUGACAAUGAACCAAAUACGGGCAUUACCGCUGGAGCAUCGUUCACUAUGCAUGGCAAUUUCCGAGUGUUCGCGCGAGCCAUUAUGAUGUUGAAUCGAGUCGGUGAAGAACUCUAUUUGGAACCGAAUGAAGAGGGGUUGGCUCUCCGAGCGCUGAAUUCAAGUAAAUCGGCAUAUGCGACAUUCCUCUUCUCGAGCACUUUCUUUAUCAGUUGUGAUUUAAGAAGUAUCAAAAACAGCGACUAUAAUCUGUGUAGGAUUUCAAUGAAGGUUUGUUGUUGCAUUGCAUUAAUUAUAGGAACCACUUCAUGGCAUACUGAUUUUAUUUUUCGCAUUUCGCUUUCAUGA
This is a messenger RNA of Anisakis simplex (herring worm), 363 nucleotides long. NCBI's taxonomy places the organism in Eukaryota, Metazoa, Nematoda, Chromadorea, Rhabditida, Anisakidae. The record is from the annotation of a GenBank genome assembly.